AUGUCAUUUUUAAAUACGCUUAUUUUUUUUUCUGAAUUUGUUUCUUAUGGGAUUAAAAUUAUUGCGGCUUUUUUACCAAUUGGAUGGAUAGCAGUUAUAUUUGCACAUAGUUACGGCAAACAAAAAGAAGUUGAGUCAGAAUUAAUAAAUGUAAAAGUGAAGAAUAAGUGCGAUGAUAAUCUUCCUAAAACAUCUUUAGCUAGUAAUACUACACUAGGCUCAGUUUCUAAGGCAGAACAAACAUCCUUACCCAUUGCAAACAACAAAGAUAACAGCCCACCUGAUUUCACCGAAGUUUCAAAGUUCUUUAAAGAGCUAAAAUCAAUUAACAAAAAAAAAGAUAACAAUACUCCUACGAAAGACGAAAAAGACAGCAAUAUUGUUACAACAGAUAAAAAAGACAGCAAUAUUCUAAAAACAGAGAAAAAUGGCAGCAAUAUUCUUAUAGCAGAGAAUAAAGAUUGUAACACUCUUACGACAGAGAACAAAGAUGGUAAUACUCUUACAACAGAGAGCAAGAACGGUAAUACUCUUAUGACAGAGAACAAAGACGGUAAUACUCUUACGGCAGAGAGCAAAGACGGUAAUGCUCUUACGACAGAGAACAAAGAUGGCAAUUCUCUUAUGACGGAGAAAAAAAACAGUAACAUUCUUACGUCAGAGAAUAAGGAUGAUAACACUCUUACGACUGAGAAUGAAGAUGGUAACACUCUUACGACUGAGAAUGAAGAUGGUAACACUCUUACGACUGAGAAUGAAGAUGGUAAUACUCUUACGACUGAGAAAAAAGACGGCAAAAUUAUUAAAAAAGAGAUGAUAGUUUGUAUGCAAACAAUAGUUUAUGAUUGCACCCCAACAGAAUUGAUAAAAGAAGAUGAAAAUACUUUUGUUUAUG
Dentiscutata heterogama is the source of this 895-nucleotide messenger RNA. The record is from the annotation of a GenBank genome assembly. Lineage: Eukaryota; Fungi; Glomeromycota; Glomeromycetes; Diversisporales; Gigasporaceae.